AUGGCUGACGAACAACAACAACCUCGCGCCAAGGUCACUGGUGAUUUCCACAACAUCACUGUAGAAGAUCUUUACGAUAAAGAGAAAUAUGAUCUCUCCACUAUGGAACAACAAGAUGUCAUGCAAUUGUUGCAGACUCAACCCGAAGGUUUAACAAGCACUGAAGUCCAAUCUCGUAUAGAGAAGUUUGGUCCCAACAAGCUUGAGCAAAAGGAAGUGAAUCCCUUUAUGCAGUUCUUGGGCUUCAUGUGGAAUCCUCUUUCCUGGGUCAUGGAAGCUGCUGCCAUUGUAGCUAUUGCCCUUUCUAACGGUGAAAACAGACCACCAGAUUACCCUGAUUUCAUUGGUAUCGUUCUCUUGUUGUUUGCUAAUGCUACUAUUGGUUUCUUGGAAGAACGUCAAGCCGGUAAUGCUGUCAAGGCGUUGAUGGCCUCUCUUGCUCCCGAAUGUAAGGUGAGACGUGAUGGUGAAUGGAAGACUCUUGAAGCCUGUGAACUUGUUCCCGGUGAUAUUAUCGGCGUCAAACUUGGUGAUGUUAUUCCCGCUGAUGGUCGUCUGCUCACUGCUCAUGGCGAUGUGUCUAUUGAUCAAGCCGCUCUUACUGGUGAAUCCUUGCCUGUGGGUAAGGAAGCUGGUGAUGAAGUAUUCUCUGGUUCCACAGUCAAGCAAGGUGAAGCUGAAGCUGUCGUUAUUGGUACUGGUACCAACACUUUCUUUGGUCGUGCUGCCAAGUUGGUGGGUGAAGCCGGUGAUGAUGUUGGCCAUUUGCAAACCAUUUUGGCCAAGAUUGGUAACUUCUGUCUCUGUACUAUCUGUCUCUUCUUGAUUGUUGUCAUCAUUGUUCAAUAUGCUCGUUUCCACUACAACUACAGACGUGGUAUUGAUAACAUGCUUGUCUUGCUCAUUGGUGGUAUCCCCAUUGCCAUGCCUACUGUCUUGUCUGUUACUCUUGCUAUUGGUGCCAAGCAGCUCGCUGAACACAUGGCUAUCGUUACCCGUAUCACUGCUAUUGAAGAAAUGGCUGCUGUUACCAUCCUGUGUUCUGAUAAGACGGGCACUCUUACCUUGAACAAGUUGAUUGUCGACAAGCCUACCAUCAAGACCUAUGGUCCUGAAUAUGAUAUUGAAGAUGUCAUUCGUUUCUCUGCCUAUGCCUCUCGUCUUGAAAACCAAGAUGCCAUUGACUUCUGUAUUGUCAACUCUUUGCCUGAUCCCACCAAGGCGCGUGAUGGUAUUACUGAAUUGGACUUCAAGCCCUUCAAUCCUGUCAUCAAGCGUACUGAAAUUACUUACAAGCGUGCUGAUACUGGCAAGGUUUACCGUGUUACCAAGGGUAUGUCUCAUAUGAUUUUGGAUCUCUGUACUCGUGACAAGAACGAAGCUCAAAUCAAGGCCUUGAACGAUGAUGUCGAUGAAUUUGCUCGUCGUGGUCUUCGUGCUCUUGCUGUUGCUAUUGAUGAAGUUCCCUCUGGUGUCGUUGACAGCGAGGGUAUCGGCUUCAAGUUGGUUGGUCUCCUCCCCAUUUAUGAUCCACCAAGAAGUGAUACCAAGGAGACUAUUGAUCGUGCUCAAGCCCUCGGUGUUGGUGUUAAGAUGAUCACUGGUGAUCAACUUGCUAUUGCCAAGGAAACUGGUCGUCGUCUCGGUAUGGGUGAUAACAUGUUCUUGUCCAAGACUUUGAAGGAAGGUCCUCCUGCCGGCUCUGGUUAUACUGAUGUUGAUCAAAUGGUCCUCCAUGCUGAUGGUUUCGCUGGUGUCUAUCCUGAACACAAGUAUGAAAUUGUCGAACGUCUUCAACAUAUGGGUCUUAUGGUUGCCAUGACAGGUGAUGGUGUCAACGAUGCUCCUGCUCUUUCCAAGGCUAAUGUCGGUGUCGCUGUCGCUGAUGCCUCUGAUGCUGCCCGUUCUGCUGCUGAUAUCGUCUUGACCGCCCCUGGUCUCUCCACCAUUGUUGAAGCCAUUAUCGGUUCUCGUCAAAUUUUCCAACGUAUGCGUAACUACUCUAUCUAUACUUGUUCUGUUACCAUCCGUAUUGUCGUCGGUUUCUCCAUUCUUAUCUGGGCUUUCCAAUUCGAUUUCCCUCCCUUCAUGGUUUUGAUUAUCGCCAUGCUUAACGAUGGUACCAUCAUGACCAUUUCCAAGGAUCGUGUCCGUCCUUCUCCUUACCCUGAUUCCUGGAACUUGAGAGAGAUUUUCUCUUACGCCAUUGUGUACGGUCUCUAUCUUACCGCUUCCACUGUCGCUUUCGUCGCUGUUGCUCUCAAGACCACCUUCUUCCACGAUAAGUUUGGUGUCAAGGUCUUUGAUAUCUCCAACGAUUUCCUGCUUCACUCUGUCGUCUAUCUCCAAGUCUCCACCAUCUCCCAAGGUUUGAUUUUCAUUACCCGUUCUCGUGGUUGGUUCUUCACUGAGCGUCCUUCCAUCUUCUUGAUCUGUUCUUUCAUUGUUGCUCAGUUGGUCGCUACUUUCAUUGCUGUCUAUGCUAACUGGGGUUUCACUCAAAUCGAAGGCUGUGGAUGGUCUUGGGCCGGUAUUGCAUGGAUUUGGAACUUUGUCUGGUUCGCUCCCUUGGAUCUCCUUAAGUUUGCCAUGCAACGUGUCUUUGAGCCCAAGAAGGGUGAUCAUGAAGAUGCCAAGCUCGCUGCCUCUCGUCGUGCUUCUGCCAUCUCUGGUACAUCCUCUGCUAGAUACUAUGCUAACCGUACCAAGUCCCUCAGAUCCAUGGAGCGUCCUCAAAACUUUGCUCAAAAGCUCAUGGGCACUUCAAAAUCCAAGAUGGACCCCAAGGAAAUGCGUCGUUUCUCCUCAGUUCAAACUUCUCAUGCUGCUCAAGUUUUGAGUGGCGGCAACAACUAA
Mucor velutinosus is the source of this 2856-nucleotide messenger RNA. RefSeq lists its product as uncharacterized. Gene Ontology annotation, biological process: proton export across plasma membrane; regulation of intracellular pH. The transcript has 4 exons. Gene Ontology annotation, cellular component: plasma membrane. NCBI's taxonomy places the organism in Eukaryota, Fungi, Mucoromycota, Mucoromycetes, Mucorales, Mucoraceae. The record is from RefSeq and is a predicted model, not a curated record. Gene Ontology annotation, molecular function: ATP binding; ATP hydrolysis activity; P-type proton-exporting transporter activity. Bases 1 to 2856 code for a protein of 951 amino acids.